ACAUAUGAACAGCUCAACAUCCUCUCACUCACCCGAUAAAAUGACCCGGUAUGUUGUCUUUCUUUUCAAUUUCCAUUAGCUUUUUUGGCUCUCUUCUCAUAGCUAGCUGUAGAGAGAUUAUUUAUUGUUAUUCCUUUCUUCUUCUUCCUCGUCUCUUUAUCCACAGGGCAAGAAAGACAUGGUGAUGAAGUUACCUUAUCUGGGCUCUUCUUUGUUUUUGUUUUUGGCUCAGGUUUGUGUUGUUGCUUCUGGGUUUGAAAAAGGUCUCCCGAUUCUUUCAUUCGAUGAAGGGUAUAAUCAGUUGUUUGGAGAUGAUAAUAUAGUUUUACAUAGAGAUGGUAAAGCUGUUCACUUGACUUUGAAUCAGAGAACAGGGUCUGGAUUUGUUUCUCAAGACCUUUACUUGCAUGGCUACUUCAGUGCUUCGAUAAAGUUGCCUGCUGAUUACACUGCUGGAGUUGUGGUUGCUUUCUAUAUGUCGAAUGGUGAUAUAUUCGAGAAGAACCACGAUGAAAUCGAUUUCGAGUUCUUGGGGAACAUUAGAGGGAAAGAUUGGAGGAUUCAGACCAAUGUUUAUGGCAAUGGAAGCACCAGGGUUGGCAGAGAAGAAAGAUACAAUCUCUGGUUUGAUCCUGCUGAUGAUUUCCAUCAGUACACCAUUCUCUGGACUGAUUCUCACAUCAUAUUUUAUGUAGACAAUAUCCCAAUUAGAGAGUUAAAAAGAACAGCUGCAAUGGGUGGAAAUUUCCCCUCCAAGCCAAUGUCUUUGUAUGCUACCAUAUGGGAUGGAUCCGAUUGGGCUACUAAUGGUGGCAAAUAUAGAGUCAAUUACAAAUACGCUCCUUACGUAGCUGAAUUCUCCGAAUUGAUCCUUCACGGCUGCACAGUUGAUCCGAUCGAGUUUUCGUCAAAGAGGUGUGACAAAGUUCAAAGUCCGGAACAACUAACCUCCCUUAUCACCUCACCACAAAGAAGCAAGAUGGAUAGAUUUAGGAGGAAGUACAUGACAUACUCAUAUUGCUAUGACCAAACCAGAUACAAAGCCCCACCUCCCGAGUGCGUGGUCAAUCUCCUAGAAGUCGAACGACUCAAGAAGUUUGAUCCGGUCACAUUCGGAGGAGGCAGGCACCACCACGGGAAACGACACAAACGCAGCCGAGCAAACCGAUUCGAGGCUGAUUCCAUUUAGUUGGGGCCUUGGGGGGGGGGGUCAGUUCUGUGUAUAGAGAGAGGUGACACAACACAUACACAUAUAUUUACGUUCCAUAUAUUUUUUAGGUUUCCAUUUUUA
This is a messenger RNA of Hibiscus syriacus, 1291 nucleotides long. Its product is annotated as probable xyloglucan endotransglucosylase/hydrolase protein 28. The transcript is spliced from 4 exons. Gene Ontology annotation, biological process: xyloglucan metabolic process; cell wall biogenesis. Gene Ontology annotation, cellular component: apoplast; cell wall. The coding region runs from base 179 to 1189 and encodes 336 amino acids. The record is from RefSeq and is a predicted model, not a curated record. Gene Ontology annotation, molecular function: xyloglucan:xyloglucosyl transferase activity; hydrolase activity, hydrolyzing O-glycosyl compounds. Lineage: Eukaryota; Viridiplantae; Streptophyta; Magnoliopsida; Malvales; Malvaceae.